AUGGGGGGAAUCAUUUCUCAAAUGAAUGCACUUAGACUUUCCUUGAUAACUGAAGUGGUUUUUGGGAUCCGUACUAUCAAGGCAUAUGCGUGCGAAAAUGGUUAUAGGGAGAAAAUACGGAGCAAAAGGAGAAAAGAAAUUGGCAUCAUCCGUAGGAACACUUCAGUCCUGUCCUGUAUUGCAACUCUGGAGUACACUUCUGCACCAAUAGCAACCCUGCUGUCUGUCAUCUCUCUGAUAUUAACUGGUCAGCCCCUCACGCCCAGCAGUGUCUUCCUGAUCCUAUCUUACGUUAAUAUCCUCAAGCGUAGCGUCUGCUCUGAAUUAGCCCAGGGUUUCUUGAAAACAAAUGAAGCGUACGUCUCCCUCAGUAGGAUAGAAGACUACCUUCUUUUAGAGAACCUGCCUUUGACUGCCUCUUACCGGUUAAACGAGAAGAAAGAGUAUGUAGAAAGAAGCCCAGACAUUCUAGAGAACCCGUCAAAUAAUCUAGUUGAUUUUACAGAAGCCACGUAUGAUAAAAAUACUAACAGCCGAAAUUACAGUGAACCACAGGGAAAUCUGCAUGUCUCAAGUUUAACGCACAAACAAACGAAAAGGAAGGACACAUUCAUCUUACAAGAUGUGGAGUUCGACACCGUGCUAAACAGUUUCACAGCGGUAACUGGACCAGUUGGCAGCGGAAAAUCUACCCUUCUUUCGGCAAUCGCUGGCGAGUUGUCAAAUGUGAGUGGAACAAUUUCUUUUAAUGGAACGUUCGUCUAUGUACCCCAGACAGCUUGGGUUUUCUCUGGAACUGUUCGUGAAAACAUUCUAUUCGGUCAGCCAUACGAUGAAAUCAGGUACGUUAGGACAACUGAGGUUUGCGCCCUCACUGAAGACAUUCGGAAGUUUCCGAACGGGGACCAAACAUAUGUUGGAGAGCGCGGUGUCACCCUAAGUGGAGGUCAGCGUGCAAGGAUUAGUUUGGCACGGGCAGUAUACUUAGAUGUAGAUUUGUAUUUGUUAGACGAUCCUCUAAGUGCAGUGGAUUCGAAAGUUGGCCAACAUAUAGUGAAAAACUGCAUCAAGGGGCUUUUAGGCAACAAAACACGAUUGAUAGCUGCUCACCAAGAGGAACACUUGAAAGAAGCCGACCAAGUGAUUGCGCUGCGCCGAGGUCGAGUUCUUGGAAAGGGAAAGUUUUCGGAGCUUCAAGAAAGAUGUAUUGUAAACGGCAGCAAUGGAACUGUGUUUCACAAGGUUUCGAAAGAAAUGAAGUCCGCCAGCGGUAACAUGGAAAAGAUCACGAAGGGAGACGGUGGAGUGGCACAACCAACCGAUGGGGAAAAGGACUUGGAUAUUUCUGAAGAGGAUCGAAACAGUGGAAAUAUGUCAUCCAAGCUUUACUGGAACUACUUUAGAAGCGGGAUUAGUACUUUAUCGAUUAUUGUAACAAUUUGUUUCCUUCUGAUUUCCCAAGGAAUUCUUGUGGCUCCUAAUGUGUGGCUGGCGUUUUUGGUGAAGAAACCACCAGAAGAGCAGGGACACCAAAGCACACUUAUCAUUUAUGGUUGCUUGUUCAGUGCUUCAGUCAUUUUUGUCUACAUAAGAGCAGCUGUGUUCUUGUUGGUGAGCUUGAGAUGUUCUGAAAGACUUCAUGACAAAAUGGUGGUGGCUGUUCUACAAGCACCUGUGUUGUUCUUUGACUCGAAUCCCGAGGGUAGAAUUCUCAACAGAUUCUCCAUGGACAUCGGUCUAUCACUAGCUUAUGUCAUCCAGGCUGUUGUCUUAGCUCAAAUUACCGUCAGAGAAUUAGCAGAUGUCGAGACUUUUAUGGCGUCAGUCGAACAAGUGAUGGCAUAUACCGAGCUAGAUCCUGAACCUGGGUACAAACAGCAACAACUUCCACCGGGGCAGUGGCCCAACGAAGGAAAGAUCACCCUCCAAGACUUUUCACUGACUUACUAUCCUGGAGGUCCUCAAGUGCUGAAGGGCAUCAAUGUGUCCAUCAAAGGAGGUGCAAAGAUCGGUGUAGCGGGUCGUACAGGAGCUGGAAAAUCAUCAAUUGUAGCAGGUCUUAUGCGCAUGCCUGACCCAGACGGACAAAUGAUCGUUGAUGGCAUUGAAUUGAAAGAUCUCAACAUUCAAGCAGCUCGAAGAUUCAUCUCUGUCCUUGGCCAAAACCCCGUCAUCUUUGGUGGCUCUUUACGCAAAAAUCUUGAUUUCGAAGAGCGAUUCGAAGAUGCUGAUUUGUGGCGUGUGUUAGAGGAUGUCCAGCUGAGAGACUUUGUGGAGAAACUCGAUGGGCAGCUGAAUUAUGAAUUGUUAGAACAAGGGUCAAAUGUUAGUGUCGGAGAACGGCAACUGAUUUGUUUGGCCCGUGUGCUGCUGCAAGAAAAUCAGAUCGUCAUCUUGGACGAGCCUACUGCGAACGUGGAUCCAGAUACAGAACAAACCAUCUGGCAGGUAGUACGCAAGAUGCUGAAGAAUUCCACAGUCAUCAUUAUAGCACAUCGUCUGCACACUAUCCAGGACUGUGACAAGAUUCUUGUUUUCCACAAUGGUGAUGUCUCCGAAUAUGACAGUUUGGAUGAGGCCAGCGAACACCUCAUAUGA
Molecule: messenger RNA, 2598 nt
Organism: Stylophora pistillata
Lineage: Eukaryota; Metazoa; Cnidaria; Anthozoa; Scleractinia; Pocilloporidae
Product: ATP-binding cassette sub-family C member 4
Biological process (GO): transmembrane transport
Cellular component (GO): membrane
Molecular function (GO): ABC-type transporter activity; ATP hydrolysis activity; ATP binding
Source: RefSeq, a predicted model, not a curated record